UCUGCACUGGUGUCUGUCUUCUGGUCUGCAAAAAGAGCAGGACCAGCAGCUGAAUUAUGGUGAGUCCUGAACAGAAAGUGGUCCUGAUCACUGGCUGCUCCUCUGGGAUUGGCCUACGGAUGGCUGUGAUGCUGGCCAAGGAUGAGAAGAAGCGCUAUCACGUAAUAGCCACGAUGCGUGACCUGAAACGAAAGGACAAGCUGGUAGAGGCUGCUGGAGAUGCAUAUGGGAAAACUCUUUCUCUUGCUGUGCUGGAUGUCUGCAGUGAUGAAUCUGUCAAGCAAUGCAUAAACGGCAUCAAAGAUCGACACGUAGACGUCCUUAUCAACAAUGCAGGUAUUGGCCUGGUGGGUCCAGUAGAAAGCAUUUCUAUUGAAGAGAUGAAGAAAGUAUUUGAGACUAAUUUCUUUGGAGUCAUCAGGAUGAUCAAGGAAGUGAUGCCGGACAUGAAGCAAAGAAGAGGAGGACACAUCAUUGUAGUUAGCAGCGUGAUGGGACUACAAGGUAUUGUGUUUAAUGAUGUCUACGCUGCUUCCAAGUUUGCCAUGGAGGGCUUUUGUGAGAGUUUAGCUGUGCAGCUUUUGAAGUUUAACGUCAUCCUGUCGCUGAUCGAGCCAGGACCGGUGCACACAGAAUUUGAAGCAAAGAUGAUUCAGGAUGUGAAACAGAAGGAGUAUCCUGGAACGGAUCCUGAUACUCUGCAUUACUUCAAGAACAUUUAUCUUCCAUCUUCUGUGGACAUUUUUGAGGCAUUUGGACAAACACCUGAUGACAUUGCUAAAUGCACCAAGAAAGUGAUCGAAGCAAGUCGACCUCGUUUCCGUAAUCUGACCAAUCCGCUGUACACGCCGAUAGUGGCACUGAAGUACGCCGAUGAAACUGGAGGGCUGUCUGUUCAUGCUUUCUACCACAUGCUCUUUAACAUGGGGCCUGUGAUGCAUGUCAGUGUGACUGCCAUGAAGUAUCUAACCUGCGGAUGUCUGAGGAGAAGGACAAUUUCACCAAACUAAAAACCAAUGUGAUUUGCUAAGUACUUUCUUAUAAACACAACCAAUUUUAAGUACUUCGCAGUCCAAGAUCAUGCUUACUGUAGUAAAUGGUUUCACAAUAUUAUCCUAUGUAUAACAUUUUAUGUGUGCUUAGAGACAGGAUUGGGGUUAAAGCUGACAAAAUUAGUCAUUAUCUUCAGUGCCAAAUUAAUACGGCUUGAUAAAAUUUCUUUUAAAAAAACAAAAAACAAAAUAAAAUCAAAUGAAGCAACCAGAAUGAUGUCACUAAUGAAGACAUUUCAUGUCAUUGUGGCAAAUGCUGCAACAUUUGAUAAAGACAAUUAUAAACACUAUAGCAUUAUAGAUUUUAAGAAAGAAGUUAAAUAUGACACGUUUUAUGACAUGAAAAACAGAUAUUUCAGCAGGAAUUAUGAACAAAAUGGAAACAAACCGCUGCACAGAUAGUAAACAAGAAAGAUUCAUAGUUUUGCAGGGUUAAAAGAGGGAACGUAUGGGAGUAUAGAACAGGAAGAAGGCGUGAGCCUCCAGGUUUUCUAAGUUUUUAAUCUGUUUUCUGCAAAACGUUUUGUAAACAUUUAGAUUUUGACCAGCAUUGUUGGUAUUAAAAAAUAAGGGCACAUCAACUAUGUCACAACUCUUUUUGAGCUGGAAGGUCUUAUAUAGACAGGUGGGUGCCUGUCCUAAUAAACUCCAGUCAGUUUAAUUAAACACAGCUGGACUCCAAUGAAGGGGUAGAACCCUCUCAAGGAGGAUCAGGGGAAAUGGACAGCAUGAGUGUCACAGAAAAGAUUCUGAAUACUUAUGACCAUGUGAUAUUUCAGUUUUUAUUUUUUUAUAAAUUUGCAAAGAAUUCUACAUUUCUGGGGGUUUUUUUCUGUCAAGAUGAGAUGCUGAAUGUAGAUUCAUGAGAAAUAAUAUGAACUUUUUUGAUUUUAGUAAAUGGCUGCAAUAGUUUCCAUACCCACUGUAGGUAGCCCAGUCUUAGUCAUCAUGACUGUAGCAGUUUAUAUGUGCUAAAACAAUAUACAAUGUAAAACAAGACAACAAUUGACAUUUUAACAAAAUAGUUAGAAAUAAACAUCUUUUAGAUAGCUAUAUUAGUAGCUAAUAUUACUAAAGGUGUUUCAAACUUGGUGUGUUUGUUUUUCACAUUUUUACACAUAUAUGUGAAUGCAUGUAUAUGUAUAAUUUAGACCCUGUGUGAU
Molecule: messenger RNA, 2215 nt
Organism: Xiphophorus maculatus (southern platyfish)
Lineage: Eukaryota; Metazoa; Chordata; Actinopteri; Cyprinodontiformes; Poeciliidae
Product: retinol dehydrogenase 8-like
Exons: 6
Coding region: 57-1010 (317 amino acids)
Biological process (GO): estrogen biosynthetic process
Cellular component (GO): cytoplasm
Molecular function (GO): estradiol 17-beta-dehydrogenase [NAD(P)+] activity
Source: RefSeq, a predicted model, not a curated record